Symsagittifera roscoffensis is the source of this 918-nucleotide messenger RNA. Its product is annotated as procathepsin L-like. The coding region runs from base 1 to 918 and encodes 305 amino acids. Gene Ontology annotation, cellular component: lysosome. The record is from RefSeq and is a predicted model, not a curated record. The transcript has 3 exons. Gene Ontology annotation, molecular function: cysteine-type endopeptidase activity. Lineage: Eukaryota; Metazoa; Xenacoelomorpha; Acoela; Convolutidae.
AUGGGAUUGAACCAAUUCUCAGACAUGAGCGAUGAAGAGUUCACUUCUAAAAUGGGCGGAUGUUUCAAACCUGGAGGUCUUUCUUCAGUUCCAGAAAAUGUCCAGCUGUUCCAGAGAACGUCGGAGCCAGUGGCCGAUUCGAAGGAUUGGAGGGAUGACAAUGUGGUGACAGGUGUGAAAAAUCAAGGACAAUGUGGCAGCUGCUGGGCCUUCGGAGCAAUCGGCGCAGUUGAGAGUCAUCUGGCCAUCAAAAAGAGCGGGAAAAGUCCAGCUUCAAAUUAUGCAGACAACGAGUCUUUGCCAGUGUCCUUGAGUGAACAACAACUGGUGGACUGCAAUGGUGCCGCGGGUAAUAACGGAUGCGGAGGGGGAUUUCAUUGGGCCGCUUUCCAGUACAUAAUCUCAGAGGGUUCUCUGCCUGAAGAGAACUACCCGUACAUAUCUGGAGUAGACGGCGCCGAGCGCAACUGCCGCAACUUCAACAACCAGUCUGUGGAAACUAAACUUAGUAGCUAUGCUUGGGUGCCGGCAGGGCAAGAAGACUUGCUUAAAGAGGCGGUGUUCGUGCAUGGACCUGUAGCGGUCGCAAUAGCCAUACCUACCAAUCCCCUGUCAUUCAAGAAUUACUAUCGGGGGAUUACUUCAUGCCCUGGUGAUGCUGAACUGAACCAUGCAGUGCUUGUGGUCGGCUAUGGAACGGAAGCUACCGGGGAGGACUAUUGGCUGAUCAAAAACAGCUAUGGAGAAACUUGGGGAGACGAAGGAUAUUUUAAACUGAGGAGAAACGCAGGAAAUCAACCCAUAGCGAGUGAAAACGCUCCAGUGACUCCAUCCGGUGUUAAUAGCCUUUUCCCGGAAAAAGUGAUAAUGGACCUUAGAAAUGGGAUGACUUGUGAAGUAUUGAUGGGAUAUGAAUGA